UUAACACGUUUUCUUCCUACCAAUUCCAAUUCCAAUUCCAAGUUUCAUCUCUCUCUUUCCCUUGUCUAUUUCGUUACGCGUAGUGUUUGAGAUUUUACUUUACCCAGAGAUCUCUGACUCUCACCAAUCUCUCUCUCUCUCAAAUUAUAUAUAAAAAGGAAGAUGGACUACGAUUACAGGAACAGGUCCGGUUCAACAUACGACUCACCGAUGUACCGUACAUCCUCCACAUCAUCGGCACCAUCCAACCAUCCAAUGUACGGAGGCGGAGGAGGAGGAGGAGGAGGAGGAGGAGGCUCAUCCUUAUAUCCCCGGGUGGGUCAACCCGGUCCCAACGUGAUCCCUCCGCCAACCCGCACCUCUUCCCACCACCAGCACCACCACUCCUCCCCUUCUUCUGGAUUGGGCAUUAGGGUUGCCAUCAAACCCCAAUAUCGGAUCACUCCUCCGCCUCAAUUGUCAACACAAAUAGGAGAUAUUCCCCGGAGCAAUUUCCAGUUUGACUUUGAAUUUGACAGAAAAAUUUUAGCUGAAGCAGAGAAGGACAGCCAGAAUUGGAGCAGGUUUGGGCCGGAAAACGUUCCAUCUAAAAAUACGGAGUCUACAUCUUCAAUGCAGCGCCCUGUUGGAGAUCCUGUGGUGAACAAAUAUAUUACUAUGGGGCUCAACCGAGAAGCUGUUCCUCUUGCAGUUGCAAAUUAUGGUGACAAUCCAACCAAGGUAUGCUCCUGAAUCUUUUCUUGAUUUUAACUUUUAUUGUAACACCUGAAGUACGUACUGACUUUCCUGGAUGGUUUGCACCAUAAGUGGGUUCUAAAGAAUGGGCUUUAAGUUGAAGUUAUUCCUGUGGUGUGGGUAAAGAAUUGAUGAUGACAUUUGUAUAGUUAUCUUUUUGGAUGUGUGGCACAUGUACAUUUAAUAUUGGAACAUCUCUUACUCCGAUUGUUGUUGUUUGUAAGGGUGACUGUUAAGGACAUAUUGCUGUGGUCUUCUGGAGUUUUAUCUUCAGAGGAGGGCCAUUGUAUUAUGCUUGUCCAAAGGCCACAAGGUUCCUAACCAAGUCCAAGUUCAAAAUGGAUAGCCAAAGAAAAGGAAGAUAGGUUCAGUUGUAAUUAUUUUUUUCUAGCAUUUGCACCUUGGGGUUCACUUGUUACCAAAAAUGACUGAAGUCCUAUUAUUCAUCUAUUUUAUUGAAUGAUCAUAGUCUUAUGAUGGAAUUCCUAUUAUUCAUUUAUUUCAUGGAAAUAUCUUUGGCUCAAGAAAGAUUUCGUGUUUUUUAUGUACUAGUUAGUGUGGACCUUCUUAUCUUUUCUUGCUCUUAUACCUUGUGAUCUGCCUCAGCUUUGCAUUUAAAUUUGAUUCUUCUAGUAGAUGAUUAAAACGAUUGUCUUUGCUUUCACU
This is a messenger RNA of Quercus lobata, 1401 nucleotides long. Its product is annotated as Ubiquitin-associated/translation elongation factor EF1B protein. The transcript has 5 exons. Gene Ontology annotation, biological process: ubiquitin-dependent protein catabolic process via the multivesicular body sorting pathway. Gene Ontology annotation, cellular component: ESCRT I complex. Gene Ontology annotation, molecular function: ubiquitin binding. NCBI's taxonomy places the organism in Eukaryota, Viridiplantae, Streptophyta, Magnoliopsida, Fagales, Fagaceae. The coding region runs from base 163 to 732 and encodes 189 amino acids. The record is from RefSeq and is a predicted model, not a curated record.